This is a messenger RNA of Cokeromyces recurvatus, 206 nucleotides long. RefSeq lists its product as uncharacterized. Lineage: Eukaryota; Fungi; Mucoromycota; Mucoromycetes; Mucorales; Mucoraceae. The record is from RefSeq and is a predicted model, not a curated record. Bases 21 to 179 code for a protein of 52 amino acids. The transcript has a single exon.
AAAAAAAACAGCAAAAUAGCAUGGGUGCUAUUUUCUUAAAUAUGUCAACAGCAAAGACAUUCAAUCUGUUAUUAUAUAUUAAAUAUAUUACCUACACUAUGCUUCAUUUAAAAGAAAUACUAUCCUUUAAUGGAUUAAGCAUUUUAGUUAGGCUGUUUGUUUGCUACCAAAAUACAUAACGUGUAAGGAAAGAAGGUGUAAAUGGA